CUCAGCAAUAGAACUAGCAAUUCCUGCUCCAUAUCCUUUAAUUUAUCCAUUUUCUUUACAAGCUCCAAAUUCAAGUGUGAACCAAUAAAGUGUUCCAAGUCUUGAUAAAUCUUUCUAUUCAGCUCCACAUGAUAAAAUUCCUAUUUCUUAAGAUAAGUCUGCAAUUUCUUUAUCAGCAAAUAAUGGUACAUGACCCUGAAAAUACAUUUAUGUUUUUACAAGAACUUCAUGAAUGAUAUCUGGCUCAGGAGAAUAUUCUGGAAAUGAAUGAUGUCUGAUGUAUUGUGUGCAACAAAAUACUCUAUGACCAAGAGCAUUUAAAAAUUCUCUUUGACUAAGGAUUCCAUGUGUA
This is a messenger RNA of Paramecium sonneborni, 352 nucleotides long. Lineage: Eukaryota; Ciliophora; Oligohymenophorea; Peniculida; Parameciidae. The record is from the annotation of a GenBank genome assembly.